This is a messenger RNA of Syzygium oleosum, 1385 nucleotides long. RefSeq lists its product as uncharacterized. The transcript is spliced from 11 exons. The record is from RefSeq and is a predicted model, not a curated record. Lineage: Eukaryota; Viridiplantae; Streptophyta; Magnoliopsida; Myrtales; Myrtaceae. The coding region runs from base 149 to 1102 and encodes 317 amino acids.
AAACCUCGCGGCGGCGGCGGCGGCGGAGGCGCCGCUCUGGUUCUACUCUCGAGCUCGCGGCGGCAAGAAAUCCGCCGAUUGCGGAGCUUAACGCGGCGAUAUUAGCUCCUCGCCGAGCAGCUUCGCGGCGACAAUCGGGAGGAAAGCGAUGGCGUUGCAGACUGGGGUUUCCAGCUCCAAGGUCCUGAUCCUCGUCGGCGCAGGUUUGACUGGUUCGAUUGUUUUCAAUAGCGGACGACUUGCGGAGCUCGUUUCACAGCUUCAGGAAAUUCUGAAGGGCGUGGAUGAGGCCAAUGUCUCGUCCAACAAGUUCGACAGCGCUCUUCUUGCAGCUCAGAUUAGGCAAUUGGCACAAGAUAUCAAGGAGUUAUCCUUGUCCAAUCCGAUAACCAUCUAUAAUGGGAACUCAACGUCAAGUGGGAGUUAUGCUUCUUACCUAGUACCAGCUGCUGCACUUGGAGCAAUGGGGUAUUGUUACAUGUGGUGGAAGGGCUGGUCAUUCACUGAUGCAAUGUUUGUUACAAAGCGCAAUAUGGCAAAUGCUGUUGAAACUGUGUCAAAACAAUUAGAGAAUGUGUCUCAAACAUUGGCAACAACGAGGAGGCACCUAUCAAAGAGGCUUGAGAGCUUGGAUUGGAAGCUCGACGAGCAAAAGGAGAUAUCCAAGCUUAUUGCAGAUGAUGUAUUUGACGUGAAGUUGAACCUAUCUCAAAUAGGGCUCAAUGUUGAAGUAAUCCACCAGAUGGUUUCUGGGUUGGAAGACAAAAUUGAGUUGAUUGAGAGCAAACAGGAUGUCACCAACUCGGGUUUAUGGCAUCUCUGUCAACUAGCGGAUGGUUUUCAAGAUGCCCAAAACAGCAGAAAGAUUAAGGAUGUCAGUGGCACACUAGCCAACAACUUGAGAUUGCCAUAUGAAGAGACUUCUGCAAAGGGGCUUCAAUUCAUUUCCGAAACAAAUGGAUUGAGCGACAUUGAAAAUUCAGUCACCAGUGCGAAGAUGAAUGAUUCCAACAGUCUUGUUACGGAAAAGGUCCCAAUUACUACACGCAGAAUACACAGAUCUUAUCCAGUUAGGAUUUCAUUGGCUCGGGGGAUAAUCUGAAACCCAUGAUCCUUUUCUUUGUUUGGUCACAAAAUUAUAUCGUUAGUUACCUGACUUACUUCUAUUUAUUGAAUCCCAGAAUGUGGGAUUAGAUUAUCAAAUUUAUAGGUUGCGUUAUUGCAUCCGAUUGCUUUCGUAUGCAGUUUCUUCCAUUCUGCCCAAAUAUUUACUUGAUUUCAUUUGUUGUGUCAAUAAGCUUUUGGCCGGCUGUAAAUGAAGAUAAUGCAUCUAAGUUGUUGUAAAGUUGUUCAUGGAGGGAGCUAUAUUUCUGUUCCUUGUUUCA